Coregonus clupeaformis (lake whitefish) is the source of this 2433-nucleotide messenger RNA. RefSeq names its product progressive ankylosis protein homolog B-like. Gene Ontology annotation, molecular function: phosphate transmembrane transporter activity. The record is from RefSeq and is a predicted model, not a curated record. Lineage: Eukaryota; Metazoa; Chordata; Actinopteri; Salmoniformes; Salmonidae. Gene Ontology annotation, biological process: phosphate ion transmembrane transport. The transcript is spliced from 12 exons. Bases 515 to 1996 code for a protein of 493 amino acids. Gene Ontology annotation, cellular component: membrane.
CACGACCAAUACAAUUUCAAUUGUAGACCUAUAAUUAAUGACGUCAAGAGUAGGUGAAGGGAGCUUAAGUUUGGUGCCGACCCACGUGUGUGGUUUGGUUUCAGGCAAGGCGGGGAUGGCUGGCUAGCUGUCGAAUGCUCAGAUUCACAUGCUACAAGAGCAAAGCUGUCUGGAAUUCCCUCAUUGUUUUCAUGCAAGCCGAGACUUUAUCGCUGGAUUUUCUCAGUCUAAUUGUUAUGCAGCUAGCUGUCAUUUUCUCCUUCACAAUUGUCGAGCAAUGGAGAAACGCCCAUCUGCAAUAAUUGCUGAUGACCUUCGCCUCCUCUGCACACCGAAGCAUAUUUAUUGGAUCCAGCGAUGUGGGAGCGUUGUGACUUUUAUCGUCAGUUGAAUUGACAUUUAUUUCACGAUAAGUGAAGUGCCUACCUACAAUCUAUUCUACCGGUUUAACGUAAUCUUUUAAAUAAUCAAGACUGAUUAUAAUCAAGACUGGUUCUGUCACCCCGGCUAUACUAUGUUGGAAUUUACAUCUCUCAUUCCUUAUUUGCCUCUCAUCCGCUUUCUGGUGCCUUUGGCUAUUACCAAUGUAGCCAUCGACCUCGGUGAACAGGCUCUAAACCGGGGUUUAGCAGGCUUUAAAGAGGAUGCUGUUGAGAUGCUGGCCAGCUACGGGCUGGCCUAUUCGCUAAUGAAGUUCUUCACUGGGCCCAUGAGUGACUUCAAGAACGUGGGUCUGGUGUUUGUCAACAGCAAGAGGGACCGGGGCAAGGCUGUGCUUUGCAUGGCGGUAGCAGGCACUAUAGCGUUAAUCCUUCAUGUUGUCAUAGCUCAGUCAGACCUAGGCUACUACAUUAUCAAUAAGCUCCACCAUGUGGAUGACUCCGUGGGCAACAAGACCAGGAGGGCUUUCCUCUACCUGGCAGCUUUCCCACUGCUGGACGCCAUGGCUUGGAUCCAUGCUGGAAUCCUCCUCAAGCACAAAUACAGCGUCAUCGUAGGCUCUGCCUCCAUCUCUGAUGUCAUCACCCAGAUUGUGUUUGUGUCCAUCCUGCUGCACAGUAACCUGCCGUGUAUGGAGCCCCUUCUCAUCCCCAUCCUCUCCCUGUACAUGGGAGCUCUGGUGCGCUUCACCAUCGUGGGCCUGGGCUACUACUACAACAUCCACAACAACAUCCCAGACUCCAGUGGAGUUGACGUGGGGGGAGAUGUCACCAUCAGGAAGAUGUUGAGUUUCUGGUGGCCUCUGGCCCUCAUCCUGGCUACCCAGCGGAUCAGCAGGCCCAUCGUCAACCUCUUUGUGUCCCGGGACCUCAAUGGGAGCAGCGCAGCCACUGAGGCUGUGGCUGUCCUCACUGCCACCUACCCUGUGGGUCACUUGCCGUACGGCUGGCUGACUGAACUGAGGGCCAUCUAUCCUGCUUUCGACAAGACCAAUCCCAGCAAUAAGCCUAUCUCUGGCACUCCGGUUACAAAGACUCAUAUCAAAAAGUUUACAGCCUGUUGUUUGGCACUAUCACUCACGCUCUGCUUCGUGGUGUUCUGGACCCCUCACAUCUCGGAGAAGAUCCUGGUGGAUGUGAUCGGGGUGGACUUGGCCUUCGCUGAGAUCUGUGUACUUCCACUAAGGAUCUUCUCCUUCUUCCCUUUGCCAGUGAUAGUCCGGUCCCACCUGACUGGUUGGUUCAUGACCUUGAAGAAGACCUUUGUGCUGGCCCCCAGCUCUGUACUCCGCAUCAUCGUCCUCAUCACCAGCCUGGUCGUGUUGCCUUCUAUUGGUGUCCACGGGGCCACUCUGGGGGUUGGGUCCCUGUUGGCUGGUUUCGUAGGGGAGUCUACCAUGGUGACCAUAGCUGCCUGCUAUGUCUAUCAAAAACAGAAAAACUAUGAGAUGGCCAGCAAGCUGCUGGUGGAGGGAGAGGACUCUGUUCCUCCGAGUGAGGUGCGUUCCAGAACUCAGAAGGACUCCAUCGAGGAGCUCCAGGAGGAAGAGGAGUAGAGGCACUUGGAGGGAAAGGGACAGGAGAAAAUGGAGCUAAGCGCAACAGAGAAAGAUAAUUCCAGUGGGUAGGCCCUAAUACCAGACCUGAGAGAACAACUGAGGAAUCAGAGUCCUUAACCCUUUGCACUCGUACUUGUAUACCGGUUGAAAAUGUUAGAUUUGGGCACAAAUAAGCGCCUAAAUUGGAACGUAGUGGCUGUACAUUAACAUGCUAUAUAUGACGUCAGAGCUCUGGCUCUGCGCUUCACGGGUUUUGACUGACAGCCGUUCUGAACUUGAGCACUGUGUGCGACAAGAAUUUGCCCCCAUCGCUCCUGAUAAUUGGGCAACUCUUGCAAAUCUUUUGUCUGACAGAAAUGUUGUAAAUUAAAAAGGUGACUAUGUAUUUUGAAAGAUGUGAGGAUUAUAAUAAAUACCGCUUUGAUGUCAAACAA